Mycetomoellerius zeteki is the source of this 1540-nucleotide messenger RNA. RefSeq lists its product as uncharacterized. The record is from RefSeq and is a predicted model, not a curated record. The transcript has 2 exons. Lineage: Eukaryota; Metazoa; Arthropoda; Insecta; Hymenoptera; Formicidae. The coding region runs from base 361 to 1332 and encodes 323 amino acids.
UUUUAUCAUACACUGAUCGCUUCUCGUUAAUUCUAGGACACCCUGUAUGCUGUAACUUAAAAGAAAGAGAGAGACGAAGAGACGGGAGGUAGAGAAAGACGGAGAGAAGGGAAACAGCGAAAGUGCAGCCGAAACGAAGAGAAGAGAGGCUCGAGGUUCUCGUUCUCGUACGUGCGACAGUUUGCGGCAGCCAUCAGCGGUUAUGGACUGAUCAUCGGUCGCUCUCGCGGUGUUGCGGGCAGCGCUCCGUUUCUUUUUUGUUUUCCCUUAUUUUAAGUUGCAUCCGCGAGAGCGUUUUGCUCCGUCGGAUUCCCCGGAGUUUUCGUGCACGCUGAUCCGAUCGGGGAUCCGCGACGCGAUAUGGCCGCGUUCGAUCUUCCAUGCUUUUCGCCGUUUGUAUUGGUGGUCACGUUAUUCGUCGUAACGAUAACCUCGUCUAUCAACGCCGCAACAGCUGGUACGUCCUUGGAAUCAUCGAUGCCCAGUCGCGGUUCUCUGACCGAACCACUGUCGUCGACGGUCGAGCCUCCCAAUGCAACGGGUGACAAGAAAGCGUUGGUGCGGUAUUCUAGUGUAGCAGAAGGAGGACCUAUAAUAACGCCUCAACGUGGAAUUACAACUGAAUCCAACAAGCUUGACGAAACCAGAGCAAGAGAGAGUGCGCCUAAGGAGAGACAUGCUACUUCUUCUGUGGUUGCAAGGAAAGGAGUUGAAGAAAAAAUAAAACCGAGGAAGGGAGUUUCAGAACUUCCAGAGAUAGCACCUACGAAAGGUAUAGAUCAGAAUAUGGACCCAGAGAAGGAAAAUGUAUUAUUUAAUCAGACCACUUUGGAAAAUAUGAACUUACCUAUAACGGAAAGUAGUCCUGCGAUAGAAACAGCUCAUAUCAAAUCUGAAACUUCCAACGUUAGCCUCCCAAAAUUAAAUAUCACUAAUCCACGCUCUGAUGACAGCUUAAAUCACCGUAUAAACUUCAAUUACUCUAAUACAAGUAUACCGGCAAAUGGGACUGUAGCUCAUCUAGACAUUAUGAAUAAUGUGACGACGAAGACAUCUUUACAUGUUGAAAAGCAUAUACCGAAGCCUAAACCAACGGUAACGACUGUUGGCGGGCCAGAAAUUAAUGAAUCUAUACCGCUCCUACGAACAAAAAAUCCUCCAUUAGGCAUGCCAAGAAAAAUCGACUACAUUGUGCCAGUUAUUAUAACAAUUGUCGCUUUACCGAUAUUAGGUGCUGCGAUUUUUGUAUUAUAUAGGCGCGGUCGAGAUUGCUGGGAUAAGAGGCACUAUCGAAGGAUGGAUUUUUUGAUCGACGGAAUGUAUAAUGACUGAUACUCAUAUGAAAAGAAGUUUGUUCCAUGAGAUUAAAUGCACGUUAUGCAAGAAGCAAUCAAUCGCCAAUUUCCGCGUUCUUCCAUUUGCAAAUGCAAAUUUUAUGUAUGUUUUUCAAAAUAGCUAAUUAACGAUGUACUUCGCAUUGAUUUUUUCUUACAUAACGAUAUAAAUGUCCAAACGAUACCUAUCAGAAUAUAUCAAAAAU